UAUAAGCACACUUUUAGGUUUUCCAUAGGGCGAGAAGUUAUUGUGUUCUGAAAUAAGAGUGAAAGAAAGGAUGGAGUUAAGUAAGUUAAGGGCACUUAUUUUGAUAUUAGUUGCUUUUGUAGGCCAGUCGAAUGCCUCCUUAACAAACUUUAAGGAUUGCUACUCGAAAUGCUUUGUGUUCUGCUUAAUUGAACCUUCUCAAAAUCUCUGCACUUGCACCUCUAGAUGCUUAAAAGAAUGCAUCUUUAAUUCAGGUUCUGAUAAUAGUAGUACUUCUACUGCCACGUCCAGUUCAAACAAUGAUGUUCGACUUCAACCAGACAGUAAAAACCUUAACUUCUGCAAGCUAGGUUGUGCCUUCUCUACCUGUUCCACUCUCAGCUCAAAACAUCAACCUAGGGUCACGGGUUCAAGUGGUAGAAACAACCUCUUGCAUUUUUUCAGGGCAAUGCUGCGUACAAUAGACCUUUGUGAUGGCGGAAAAAUGGAUGACUGUGUUGGAUCCUGCUCAAGAAUGUGCACCAAGAACUACUCCUCACCUUAGAAGUGGCACUGCUACUGUCUCGAGUAUUUUAUAUUUUUAUGGGACUUUAUUAUCCUCUUCGUUUUUACUUAGCUUUUUUUUUUUUUUUGCCUUUUUGCAGUUCCCAUUUUCUUUUUUGUUUCUUUUAUUAUCUUGUUUUCCAGUGUGGGAAAGUAAUUCACAACAACGUGUUUCUGAAUUUGAGGCUUCCUAGCUUUCCCUGAUAUUUAUGUAAACUUCAGAUUUGGUGAUUC
Nicotiana tabacum (common tobacco) is the source of this 777-nucleotide messenger RNA. The record is from RefSeq and is a predicted model, not a curated record. Lineage: Eukaryota; Viridiplantae; Streptophyta; Magnoliopsida; Solanales; Solanaceae.